Messenger RNA from Penicillium nucicola, 3693 nucleotides. Its product is annotated as 3-deoxy-7-phosphoheptulonate synthase. Gene Ontology annotation, molecular function: 3-deoxy-7-phosphoheptulonate synthase activity. Gene Ontology annotation, cellular component: cytoplasm. The record is from RefSeq and is a predicted model, not a curated record. The transcript has 7 exons. Gene Ontology annotation, biological process: aromatic amino acid biosynthetic process. Bases 1 to 3693 code for a protein of 1230 amino acids. Lineage: Eukaryota; Fungi; Ascomycota; Eurotiomycetes; Eurotiales; Aspergillaceae.
AUGAAUGCCAUCAAGAACCCUAUCCCAGUGGGUUCUGGCUUUAUAGACUCGCGCCAAGAAGACAUGGCUACUACAAGCCCGUCCGCUGUUGUAUCCGAGCGCAGAGCCUUAGGAGGCCAGAAGGCGAAAGCGACUUCUCCCCACCCAGGAUCAGUGGCCCCUCGAUUGAAGCUUACCAAGCCAAGGAAGCCCAAGUCAGAUUCUUUGGAGGUUGAUUGGGAGGAAGACCUGCGUCCCACACCAAUUGAGACCAAAGGCAAUGAACAAGUCGCUGCUUCUGUCCCAGACCUUUCCAAAGGAUCGAGUGUCACUAACAAGAAGUCAACGGCCAAGAGAGAGAUGAAAUCCAGAGAGCCAAAAAUUUCACCCAAAAGAAGGAAAGCUAAUCCCAAAAAGAGCGCCAUUGCUAAGAAGAACAAUGACAAGGUGUCUCAAUUGCCAUUGAUCAUUCUCAAUACCGGCAUUGCAUCUGCGGCCAAGGACAAUCCAUCAAUGGGCUUGGGCAUAUCAGAUGGGAAAAUCAAAAGCUCUGUCACAAAAAACAAUGUCAACAUGUCCGAGGCUUCUCAUCGAAAGCUCCCACAGAGCAAUGAGCCUGUCGGACAUACGAAUAAGGGCAAACAGCCCAUUGUCAUUGAGAUACCCAGCGGUACAUCAGUUUCACCUGGGAUAACAUCUGAUUCCGAUGAUGAAGGCAAAGGACCAUUUUGCGCAACUACCUCGAAAGUCAGUAUCCUGGAAUAUAGGGCACAAUCUCAAAGUCAAGAAAAUCAAGGAAAAUCCGUGUGUAAGCGACCAACCACUGCUGCGAGUUCGAGUUCAGACUGCGACAUUCAGGGAUCGUCCCGACCGAGUGCUUCGAAAGUUACAAUUCUUCAGGCAAGAGCACAACCCAAAAGUCAAAUCCACAAGGCCAAGGUUGCUCAUGAAAAGAGGAAAUUGGGUCGGCAUGGCAGAGCAGAGUCUGUUGGCAGUAAAUUGAUGCUUGCACUUCAAGGAGCAGUGUUUUCUUCACAAGCUCAGUCAAAUACCAAAGACAAAGCGUUUGCUGCUCGUCGUUCGGUUCUCCCAAUCAAGCCAGUACAAACCAAGGAGCCAAUACAAGAGCAACCAGCAGAGCAACCCCCUGCAAAGGAACCAACGAAGAUACUGGAGAUUGAUCGGGCUCCAGAUGAAACUGCGAUUCAUGAGAAACGCGAACAUCAAUCUGAUCACGAUCUCGAUCCCCCAAAUGAAGAAUCCGUUGACCAGCCAAAUCAAGCCACGACGGAAGAGUACCAGCAUGCAGAUUUGACGCAAGCCUGGGAAACUUCAUCCAGCACACAUGGUGACUCCUCUGAUCUGGAAGUUGGAAGAGGCUUGGUGGGCGACCAUCCCUCAAUUCUCGACUACCAUAUGGAAAUGGAGCAUCUGCCCGGGUUUUCAGCGCUGGAACCCCUCCGAUCUAUGCUAAAUACAUCUUCUCAAGCCAGUAACCUUUACCCUAGCCAGAAAGAUACGUCAUCCGACGUCUCAAGUGCAGGUUUAGUCACACAAGCUCAUUUAGUCACACAAGCUCAAGAGAUCACAGCAGCGAGCGCCCAAGGACGCGAAUUUACCCAUACCCCCGAAUCUCAGAAGCCCUUGUUAGCCAAUGAAACUCUGAUGGAGCUUGAUUCGUCUCCAAAGCCCCCGAAAUCAGUGCCAAAAGCCAGUAUUGUUGACAGCAAUGGUAGUCCCCGACUCAUGCAGAGGCAGAUCAAGGACGGGAUUGUCUCUCAGCUUGACCUGGAAGACAACUCCAACCAGAAGAAAGACUUUAAGGCGACUGACACCAGUGCGAGUCAAUACAGCCGAAGCUCCUGUGAUCCGGCUACCGAUGAUACACAUGAGAGUAUCGUGUGGACCAAAUUCCAGAGAGACAUGUUCCUGGAGUACGGCAUUGAAACCGACAAACUGAAGCAGACAAGACUCGACUCACGACCUAGGUCAGUCAAUCACCCAUCAUCGCUCCCCCAAGAAGGCACUGCCGAGGCUAUGAACGCAUGCCGAGCAUCGACUUCUUCCCAGAGAACAAUUGACGACAAGCAGGUCAAGGCUACUGCAUUGGAGGAUCGUGGCCCAAUGGAUAGGACAUGGUGUUACAAAGCCCCGGAAUUGCAUCGGGCAGAUAUUCAAUCGCAGCCAUGCAACUCAGCGCAUGAUCCGAUGGAAUGGAUCACCGCCCUCGGGGUCGCACAGAAGAAUGCGCACGACCUGCUGGAGGAAACAAACUUGCAUCUCUCCAACCAGCUCGCUGCAGAAAAGGUGACGAUCACUCGAGUCUUGGAGAUCUACCGCCAGGGAUGUGGUCAGAUUCUCGAUGACCUGUUCAAGGCGCAGGAAGCGCGCAUGCAAAUGUAUCAACAGCAAAUGCAAUACGUCAAGGGUCAACAUGCUAUCAUUUGUGACGACAUGGCCACAUCCACAGCAAUCCACAGCAGUCCACAGCAGUCCGCAAUUCCACAAUUUAUCAAUGGGCCCGCCGUGAUUGGAAGUGCAACACCGGUCACCGAGGAUCACGUGGACCGACAUCGGUUCGUUGCCCUCCCCCACACUAUGUCGUUCUUCAUUGACAACCCUAAUGUGGGUAACCACAGCCACUUGGAAGACUCGAGAAUUCGCGGCUACAACCCUCUCACCCCUCCCAACCUUCUCCAACAUGAAAUCGCAUUGACCGACAAGUCGCGGGAAACCGUCCUGAAGGGCCGUGAUGAGGCCGUCGCCGUCGUGCACGGUACAGACACCGAGCGCCAACGUUUAAUGGUUGUUAUUGGACCCUGUUCGAUUCACGACCCAGAGAUGGCCCUCGAGUACUGCGAUCGCCUGAUGAAGAUGAAAGAGAAGUACGCUGACGAGCUGCUGAUCGUGAUGCGCUCGUACCUCGAGAAACCCCGCACAACAGUCGGCUGGAAGGGCCUGAUCAACGACCCGGAUAUCGACGACAGUUUCCAGAUCAACAAGGGUCUCCGCAUCUCGCGCAAGCUCUUCGUCGACUUGACAAACAAGGGCAUGCCCAUCGCUAGCGAAAUGCUCGACACAAUCUCUCCUCAGUUCUUGGCCGAUUGUCUGUCCGUCGGUGCGGUCGGUGCCCGUACCACCGAGUCCCAGGUCCACCGUGAGCUGUCGUCCGGUCUGUCCUUCCCCGUCGGAUUCAAGAACGGCACCGAUGGCUCGCUCGAUGUUGCAGUUGAUGCCAUUGGCUCCGUCAAGCACCCCCACCACUUCCUUUCCGUCACCAAGCCCGGUGUUGUCUCCAUUGUCGGUACUGUCGGAAACCCCGACUGCUUCGUCAUCCUGCGCGGAGGCAAGAAGGGGCCCAACUACGAUGCCGCCAGCAUUGCCGAUGCUAAGACUAAGCUUAUUGCCAAGGGCAUGCGUCCCCGUCUUAUGGUCGACUGCAGUCACGGUAACUCCGAGAAGAACCAUAAGAACCAGCCCAAGGUGGCUGCUGUCCUUGCUGAACAGCUCGCCGCCGGCGAGGAUGCUAUUAUGGGUGUCAUGAUUGAGAGUAACAUUCACGAGGGCAACCAGAAGGUUCCUGCAGAGGGCAAGGCCGGUCUUAAGUACGGUGUCAGUAUCACGGAUGCUUGUAUUAACUGGGAGGACACCGAAGAUGUAUUGGAAGUUCUGGCCCAAGGUGUUCGUGCCCGUCGCUCGAAGACCACCAAAUAA